AUGUCAUCUGAAGAAAUUGAUGCUGCAAGUGUUAAUGAUUUUGAUCCUAAUCGUGCAUUGGGUUUUUGGCAUAUUCUUGCAACCAAUCUUAACAUGUGGAAAGAUAAAUUAACACCAACAAUAACAUAUUCGAUUCAUGAUCAAUUAUCUGAUGGACGUCUUCGUUUAAAUGAUCUUGUUGAAUAUUAUACUCGACGACCUUUUGUUGGUUUUGUAUCAACAAAUAUUAAAGGUAUUGAUACACAAUCAACAUAUAAAUCAAGUCGUUUUCAAUGGCGAGGAAAUGGUUUAUUUAAAUUAUUGACAAGUGAAUUCGGUAUUGUUAUUGUUGACAAUGAAACACCUGUUGAUCAACCUUAUCAAUGGAUAGCAACAAUGUUUAGUUCUACUUUAUUUACAAAUGCUGGGGUUGAUUUAAUGACACGUACACAAUACUUAACACGAAAGCAAGAAUUUCGCGAUGAACAAAUUCGUAUUGCAGCAGAAAAUGGUACACUACAAACAUGUGAUUGCUGUUGUGAUGAUCAAUUACUUGAUGAUGAUAUGAUUAGUUGUGAUAAUAAUCAUCGAUUUUGUCAAACAUGUAUACGAAGUUAUAUUGAGAAUGGUUUUAUAUCAAAUGGCGAAUGUUUUUUUACAUGUUUAAAUCCAACAUGUAAAUUUGAAUAUUCAACAUCAUUAAUAGGUCAAUUACUUGCACCAACACUGUUUUCUCGAUUGCUUAUCAAAAUUCAACAAGAAGAAUUACGUCUAGCAAAUAUUCCUAAUUUUGAACAGUGCAAAUAUUGUACAUUCGGAACAAUUAUCGAUGAUCCUAAUGAACGUGUAUUUCGAUGUUUAAAUCAAGAAUGUUUAAAAGAAACAUGUCGUGCUUGUGGUGAACCAAAUCAUAUUCCAUUACGAUGUGAUGAAGUUGAAAAAAAAGAUGAAUUAGAUAUGAGAAAAUUUAUUGAAAAUCGUGUUUCAGAAGCAAUGAUUCGAGUUUGUUAUAAAUGUAAACAACGAUUCUAUAAACUUGAAGGUUGUAAUAAAAUGACAUGUGCUUGUGGUGCAUCAAUGUGUUAUGUUUGUCGUGAACCUAUUAAAGGUUAUGAACAUUUUAAUAAUAAUGAAAAAUGUGGAGCUAAUAUGGAUGUUGUAAAAUUACAUCAAGAAGAAAUGCGUUUGGCUUAUGAAGAAGCUAAAAAGGUUUAUGUCGAACGACAUCCCGAAAGCAGAGAUUUAGUACUUAAAUAUGAUCCACAACAGCAUCUUGCUGGUCUUGAACCAAAGAAUAGACCAAAAGCAAAACGUGGUAAACGUCGAUAUGAAUAA
Messenger RNA from Rotaria sp. Silwood2, 1314 nucleotides. The record is from the annotation of a GenBank genome assembly. Lineage: Eukaryota; Metazoa; Rotifera; Eurotatoria; Philodinida; Philodinidae.